AUGAGAUUUCUGCCACAUCUUCGUGUGCUUCCCGAGGAAAAGAUUGAGAACUAUUCUAGCGAUGCCUCCGUGAGCUCAGCAGAUCUCCACGAAGAGGCCAGUCCGGGCUCUAAAGAUGAGGGCACAAAAGUCGAAGCUUUAGAGCAUGAAAAUCAGAACACUAAUGCCGUGCAUGGGGGUAUUCCGUAUGAACUUCGCGACGAGAAGGGCCGCAGAUGGUGGAAAUUCUUCGACGAGUUUGAGUAUCGCUCGAAUUCUGAGUACAAGAAAAGUCGGAACUGGUACACUUUCUUGUACCCAAACCAUACCACGCAGACCAAGGCUGAACGUAGGUUGCUGUACAAGCUAGACCUCAUGAUUGGGAUGUACUUUUUGAUGCUGUGCUGGUCCAAAUCCUUGGACCUUAAUAAUUACAGCAAUGCUUAUUUCUCGCACAUGCGGGAGGACCUCAAUAUGGCCAACAACGACUACAUCAACACGGUGGCCAUCUCCAAUGUGGGUGCCAUCGUGCUACAACUACCUUUCAUGUAUUUGCUACCGAGGUUUCCUUCUCACUUGAUAUUGCCCAUCAUGGAUUUGGGUUGGUCUUUCUUCACCUUUGCCUGUUACCGGGCAAAUUCGCUGGCCGAGCUCAGGGCUUAUAGAUUCUUCGUCAGCGCUUUUGGUUCGGCUUACUAUCCGGUUUCGCAGUAUGUCCUGGGAUCCUGGUACGCGCCCGAUGAAAUCAGCUCUAGGGUGUGCUUGUUCUUCUGUGGCCAGCUGCUCGGAGGUGUUACUUCUGGCCUUCUGCAGGCGAGGACCUUCCAGGACCUUGAUGGCGUCCGCGGGAUUGCGGGUUGGAGAUGGAUGUUUUUGAUAGACGGGAUUGCCAUUUCGAUCCCUUGCGCCAUUAUUGGGUAUUUUGUGAUUCCAGGUAUUCCUUCAAAGUGUUACUCUUUAUUCCUGAGCGAUGACGAGAUCCGAGUUGCUCGUGAGAGAAACAAGAGAAACCAGAUCAAGGAUGGUGUGGAAAAGAGUCAGUUGUUACCGCUUUGGUCCAAAAAAAUCUGGAAAAAGAUGUUUUUGACUCCGACGUUUUGGGUCUUGGUCAUAUUUGACACCUGUUCUUGGAACAACAUGACAGCCUUCAGUGGGAGUUUCCUCUUUUGGCUUCAACACGAUCACGACUAUUCUGUAGUCACCAUCAACAACUUAGGGGUGCUCCCUGCUUGUCUCGGUUUCGUCUUUGUUUUCGUAUGUGCUUGGGGCGCGGAUUUGUUCCGGUGCAAAUGGAUAUUUAUGGUGUUCUCCCAAGCGAUGAACUGUAUUUCGUGUGCCAUUCUAAUAAAAUGGGACGUCUCGAACAGCGCCAAGUGGUUCGCCUUUUUGAUCACCUACUUCUCCGUUGCAGCGUCUCCUUGUCUUUGGUCGUUUAUCAACGACUUUCUGAGGUUGGACCCACAGAUGCGGGCCGUCACUUGGAUCGCGAUCUACACUUUUUCACAGUCCACAUACGCUUGGAUCCCUACUUUGGCGUGGAAAACCGUAGAGCAGCCCAGGUUUAAGACCGGUUAUACUGUGAGUUUAAUCUUCUCUGCUAUCUACGGUCUAUGGACCUUCGUCGUGCUAUACUUUUACAAGAGACACGAAAAGAAACAUGCUCUAGGGAAUGGGAUCAUUUUGUAUAACAGCGAAAACGGUCAGUGUGCCCCAGAGUUCGUCAACUCACAGAUGGAGAAGAGGGGUGAUUACUACUACUUGAAAGAAGCAGAUAGUGACAAGCAGUAA
This is a messenger RNA of Lachancea dasiensis, 1767 nucleotides long. The record is from the annotation of a GenBank genome assembly. NCBI's taxonomy places the organism in Eukaryota, Fungi, Ascomycota, Saccharomycetes, Saccharomycetales, Saccharomycetaceae.